CCGUUCCCUUAGCGCUCGCGCUGCGGGGAAGGAUGCUCAGACCCAGGCUCUUUGCUACUUUCAGUCGUUGAACAGAAUUUCUUGUCGUUGUGUGACCGGUGCUUACAAUCUUCCAUGUUUCAAGAGGAUCAUGCUACUGUGAUGUCUAACCUCGUUUUUUAUUUUUUUUUCAGAGUAAAAUAUUUGUUUCAGUGUAAAUUAUAAUAAUGUAAGAACAGAGUAGAUUAUGCAAGUAUAAGAAAGCAAUGCACUAGCAUUUUCUGUUUGCUUAGUUUAUUAUAAGUUGGCUAACCAAAGAUAAAAGCCAUGUGGUUUGAAAUUUCCGUAUUUUAUUACUAGUCAAUUUUAGGUAAUCCCUGUCUUUUAUUACUUACUUUUAGGUAAUCCCUGUCUUUUAUGACUUACUUUUUAGAUGAAUUAAGAUAUUCUUUAUGAAGAAAAUCCACUAAUAAUCCAUAGCUUUGAAGAGUGCAAGAUUGUAUGCUGUUUUGUUUGCUCUGCCUUGUUUGUCCUUCCACUCUAACUAAUGAACUGAGACAUUCUUAAGUCUGUCAGUUUUGUUACUAAAGUCAUUUCCGGUGGCUACCAGUCCCACGACUAAAGAGCUUUGGAGCUCCUGCACAGAUCAUUCCCAUGCUUGCCCAAAGCAUUAUUUUAUAUGCAACAUUGGAAAUAAAUCACACACACACACACACACACACACACACACACACAACUCCUGAAUCAUCCUUUUGACUUACCGUGCUUUUUUAAGUCUGUCUUUGAGAAAUGUAAAGACAUGCAGGACGGACAUCUAAAGGAGCUGUAGCUGAAGCCUCUGCCGGAACUGUAGGAGUCCUGGCGAGCACCGACAGCUUCUGUGCCCAUCACAGACACGUGCCACAGGGCAGGGCAUCAAACAGCAGGGGAUACGAAUCAUUCGCUUCCUGUCGUUAAACAAUUUGUAAUUGUCGUGUGGAAAAUUAUCUGGCUAAACACCAUUUAGUUAAAAAAACAACACAGCUUAUGUUCUAGAUGAUAUCUUCCAACUGCCAAGUGCUCAGAAAUCUUUUAAAUUAUGCUUACAGACUAUCUGAGGAAACUGAAAUCUGUUCAGUUUGUCUUAAGUUGAUAUAUGUAAUUAUGAGAAAAAACUAGACAAAUGGUCUUGUAUUACGUUCUAAAUGAAAUCUUUCUUGUCUUUAGCAAAUGACUAGUUCUGUGAGCAUUUUUCUAGCAUUUCUUAAUAUUUGUGUCAGCAACUAGGUUUGAGUCAUGCUAGUUAAAAACUAAUAAUCAUUAAUAUGUGUAAAUUGUAUGUGAUAAAAGGAGGCCAGUUUCUCUCCUUAAAAGUUGAUUAUUCAGUUAAGUUUUUAGUUGCUGUUUUUAUGAAACCUACUUGGGAGUGAAGUUUUCACUAAUGUUUCUUCUUUUCUCCUGUUUCCUCCUUGUUCCUUUGAACAUAACCAUUGUGGGACUCCCACCCACCCACCCGUGGGUUGUUAACUAGACCGCGUGCAUGUGCCCCCUGUCUCCUCUCAUGUGCUGUACGUCAUCUCCCCCCCCUUACCUCCUGCCAGUCCUUGAAGUGGACGUGCUGUCAGACAUUUCAGAGGAAGACCCCUUUGGGGAGGCUGAUCAGACCACACUAGAUAGCUUCGAGCUGCUUUCCGUGGCUGGAACCUCAGAGCAGGGUGACUCUGAGGCGGCCACACUGGAGUCUGCCCCCGAGCCUGUGGUCGCCCCUCCUCAACCUGACGGUCCUUCUGUGCAUGAGAGGACUCUCAGGUUGGCUGUCCCCAAGGACGCUGACCCCGGCUGCGUUCCCUUUCCCUUUCACCAUUGCUUUGCCUCUGGCUUCCCAUCCCUUCUGGAUGAAGAUGGGUACCUGGCGCUCCCCAGCCUCCCCACGCUCUGGGUUUCUUUUCUCCCUGCCGGCGUCCAGCAUCGCGUCCCCAUCACUUCGCCUUCCUUCAUCCCUUCACUCAUCCUCAGCUUCGGGCUGCUGCUCUCGGCCUCGCAGUCAGUUGCUUUCUCCCUCACUCUUUCCCUUCCUCUGGCACUAGCCCUCUGCUAUCUGGAGGGGAAGGCCACGGCACUCCACGUCUUUUAUGACUGUGAUUUGAAUGACAAACCAGAGGAAGAAGAAGCAGUGACCUCCAUGUCUCCAUAAGCGGCAGUGUCUGAAGCCCACCCUCCCUCUCUUGUCACACCCCCUUCUGAUAGAGUCUAAACAUGUGCAUCAGUUUUACUGACUACCCUCAAAGUAGUAUGUACACAUUCUCACACACACACACACACACACACACACACACACACACACGAGCAAUGAGUUAAGAUACUUCCCUUUGCUAUUUGAAGUCCAGGUCAGCACACAUUCUAAAUUCAGAGCAAACUGGUAGGAUCAAUGUAUAAAUAGUCGUACAUCAUGCUAUGUUGUUACAGGAGUGUCUGAGCUGGGAAUCUGUAACGUCCUCAAGCAUUCAUAUUAGCUGUGUCUCGACGAUAAGUAUCAAUAUUGAUCCUUAAGCAUGUGAUCAUUAUUUUAAAACGAAACUUAGAAUGUUUUGGGCAUAAUUGUAAUUGUCGUGUAUCAGGAGAACAUAGUAUUCUAAUCUUGAUCAAAACUCCAGCUUGCACGUGCACUUACGAGCCCAUGUCUAUAUGUAAAUUACACUCCUGAUGUUUCCAAGUCUCAGAAACUCCAUGUCUGUUGUACUUUUAGCAUUUGGGGACCAAGUAGAUAAGUUUUCCUUAGUCUUCUUUCUCCUACCCUGAAUUAUGUAAUUAUAUAAGAGUCAUCAUCGGGUAUUUUAUAAGAUAGAUGAUAGUUCUGUUGUAGUAUGAAUUAAAAAUGAACCAUGGCUUUGAGAUAUUAGACUAAAUAUGAGAGGUUGGCCUUUCUAUUCUUAUGUAUUUAAAAUUAGGUGUCUGAGACUUCUUACAUCUGUGUAAGAGUUUAUUUGACGUGUUCUACCUCUGCACUACCAGGAAGUCAGCCUUAGUAUGUGCAGCACAUUUUUAAUUAUUUUGUUCAAUAUGGUCUGGUUGAUUAAGUGUCUUGUAUUUUAGGGAUUCUAUCAACACAGACUAUAUAUCAUAGAAAUCAGGGCAAACAAAGAAAAAUAUAAGAAAUGGAAUGAAUAUACCAUUGUAGAAGAAAUUGUAAUUCUUUACAUUUACUUGAGAAAUAACCUCAUAUCAACAUUUUAGUGAGUUAAAUGUUGAGCAAGAAAGUAGAGACUGACUCUUCACCAACUUGUCGUAGCUAUGUCGUGUUCUUCACCUCUGACAUGGAGGUGGGGAGAAAGUUCUUAGCUCCCUCCUACCUCCCACACACACCACCACAUGGUCAGAACACAGGAUUCCUUCUAACUCUGUGGCACUGUCACUGCAGCCCAGGAGAGGAGCACAUGGAUGGGUUAGCCUGGGAAGCUGACGUUCCCUUUGUGUCUGUUUUUGUUUCUGACAUGAGUCUCCUACUGUCAACAUUUACUCAAUAUUUCUUAGUCCCAUUUCCAAAUUGAUUUUUGGGGUCAUUAAAUAUUUGGAAAUACCUAACUACAGAAAACUAUUGCAUAAAAAUUUUAUGGGAAGCAGAUAUAUUUGAAAGAUCCCUUUUAAUAUGAAAAAAAGCUAAUUGGCUAAUUUUGCUCUUUAAAAACUGACGGGACAAUGUAUAGCGAUGUCAAGUCGGUAACCUACUCCUAGCCGAAGACCAAUUUGGCGUCUUUGUCCCUUGUUCCAUCGCCACUUGGCUUUUGCCAUCUUUGUACUCUCAUUUUUAUUCUGCUUAAAAAAGAAAAUUCUUUAAAGUAGAGCGUACUCUAUGGACUGAGAAAGAGUGAGCUGCCCUUGUCCAUCCCACGCACACGAAGGGCCAUUCCAUCAUGCACAGCAGCUAGGUGAAGACAGCCACUGGCCUGGCGUGUCCCGGGGCCGGAGCGAGCUUCACGCUAUUGCACAUCCGUGGGACACAGCACCCCCGCCUGGCGGUGGAGCCCUGCCGGGAGCCCUCCUUUCUGCCCGUGUGGCCAGUGGCUUUUCAGGGGAAGAUGGAAGAUGCAGAGAUGUGCCCAGAGCAGGUGUCUGCUUCCCUUAUGUUAGAUAUUAAGUGCCUGCUGCCUGCUGCUCCCUGACUUGGGGUUGGGAUGGGAUGGGAUAUGACGGUGGUUUUACCUGAAGUUUUGUUUGUUGUGGCUCUUAAGAUUUUCAUUCUCUUUUAUUUUAGAAUUUAGAUUAUGAAAUUCUGGGUUGUUUGUGAUGCUCGAUGACUGAUAUACACUUGUGUUUAUUUGCCUUUUCUCCCUGUGUGUGAUUU
This is a messenger RNA of Apodemus sylvaticus (European woodmouse), 4300 nucleotides long. Its product is annotated as band 4.1-like protein 3. The transcript has a single exon. The coding region runs from base 1499 to 2152 and encodes 217 amino acids. The record is from RefSeq and is a predicted model, not a curated record. Lineage: Eukaryota; Metazoa; Chordata; Mammalia; Rodentia; Muridae.